AUGACCUUGCUUCAUUAUGAACCAUAUUUGGUUUAUACUUCGGAGGAUUAUAAUCCAGAAAAUCCUAGUCGAUAUUCAACAGGAAAAUCAGUCUAUGGAAAUGAAUCCGCUUAUUAUAUUGAUAGUCAAAGUGGUAAUCCAUGGUUAGGACCAACAUCAAAUUAUCUACCAAAUGACCUUGUUAAUAAUCAUGGUACAUAUAAUGAUGCCAAUGGAACAUGUUUACCAUCAAUGGCAAGUUUUCGACCUCAACAACAAACAUCAUAUACGAGUAAUGGCAAUGAUCAAACAGUACAAACUGGAGAAGCACUUGGCAAAGCAUUACAAUCAAUUUAUCCUAGCGAACAUCCUUAUUCUUCAACAUCAUCAACACCUGUUGCAUCACCACCAGUAAAUGGAUCUAGUCAAGCAUGGAUAAAUGCAACGCAAACAUAUCAUCAUCUUACAUCUUUAAUCGAUCUAUCUGAUGACUCUUAUUAUUUACUCAAUUUAAAUGAGCCACCAAGAUUAGAUGUUGAUGAUUCUUUUCGACAAGCUGAUUAUCAUCAUUAUUAUACUGGUUAUCAUCAUCCACAUUCCACGGGAGCAUAUUCAGCAUUUUUAAAUCAUCCAACAACAUCGGAUACAGUAACACGAAAUCGACAUCAUGAUCCUUAUUUACCAUAUGCUAAUCCUCCAUCUGUAUCAUCAUCAACAUCAUCAAAUGAUGCUAAUAUAGCAUCAUUAAAUUCUGAUUUAAAACUUGAACGUCUUGAGAAAGUUAAAAAUGAUGUUGAAAAUAAACCACCAUCAACAACAACAACAACAACAAAUAGUACAUCACAAUUAACAACAGAAAAAUUAAAUGAAUUUAAUCUUCGACAUGAUAUAACAUUAGAGAAUGCAACACCAUUAACAAUAGCAGUUGGUGGUCCAAAUGGAACACAUAUGGGUCCAACAUCAUCAUCAUCAUCAUCAACAAAGUUACGAAAUUCAUUAACAUUAAGUCCAAAUAGUCAUUUAAAUUUAUCAUGUAUGCGUGGUGGACCAGGAUCAGAAGGUAGUAUUAUUGAUCCUGAUGAAACACCUGAAGAACGUGAACGACGUGAAAAAGAUCGAAGAGCAGCAAAUAAUGCACGAGAAAGAUUACGUGUAAGAGAUAUAAAUGAUGCAUUUAAAGAACUUGGUCGUAUGUGUUCAAUACAUAUGCGAAAUGAUAAACCAGUUACUAAAUUAGGUGUACUUCAACAAGCAGUUAAUUUAAUAACAACACUUGAACAACAAGUUCGAGAACGUAAUUUAAAUCCAAAAGCUGCAUGUUUACGUCGACGUGCUGAAGAAAAAACUGAUGAUCAUAAUGGUAAUAUGAAUUUAAUGACAUCACAAGGUCCUAUGUUAUUACCAACUGAAUCUUCAUCAAUUGAUGGAUCGAAUUUUAUGGAACAAAUGCAUCAAUCAAUACCACCAUCUUAUUGGCAACAAUGA
This is a messenger RNA of Rotaria sordida, 1464 nucleotides long. NCBI's taxonomy places the organism in Eukaryota, Metazoa, Rotifera, Eurotatoria, Philodinida, Philodinidae. The record is from the annotation of a GenBank genome assembly.